CAAUCAAAUUAUUUUGAAAAUUAUUUUACUGUAUAAUCUACUCGACUCGAUUCUCUUAGUUUUUUUUUAAAUCCUGUAAUAUUUAUUAGCGAAUAUAUUUGGCGUAUUUAAAUGAUAAUAGACUUAAAAGAUGAAUUUAGCCGAUCCAGAGUUGGAGUUAGUUGACCCCACACCAAAUGUCCACAGUCUUUUUCUGCAUUUCGAUCAGGUAUUCUUCUGGACCAAGUUAGCUAGCAGAGCCGUUGUUCGAUGGAGUAAGCGAAUGUAUUCCUGCGCAGGCAUAUGCUCGUAUGACCGACAACUAUGCGACAUUGCCCUGAGUGAACCAUUACUCAAGUUGAGACCCCGAAAAGAUCUAAUCGAGACCCUGUUACAUGAAAUGAUUCACGCUUAUCUUUUUGUCACCAACCGAGACCAGGACAGAGAUGGGCACGGACCAAACUUUAAAAUGCAUAUGCACAGGAUCAAUAAAGCAGCUGGGCUGAAUAUUAGCAUUUAUCAUGAUUUCCAUGCAGAGGUAAAAUUAUACCAAACCCAUUGGUGGCGUUGCAAUGGACCAUGUCAAACUAUGAAACCACAUUUUGGAAUUGUACGGCGAUCUACAAACAGAGCCCCAGGCACAUCAGAUUACUGGUGGAAAUCUCACCAAAGACAAUGUGGAGGUAACUUUGUUAAAAUAAAAGAACCAGAAAAUUAUGGAAAAGAUAAGAAGAAAAAGGCUUCACCUAAACCUAUAGCUGACAUCACUAAAUAUAUUAGCACUUCUAAUAAUACUGAUAAAGUUUCAAAACCGGUGCUCAAAGAUUCUAAUAAUGUACCUGUAAAGUCUAAUUUAAUAACAAAAAGUAAUAACAGUAGUACGUUAGUAGUAACUAAAAGGAAUAACGUUGUUUAUAAUCCGCAAGUUACGAAAUCACCCAUCACAUUUAGUGGUACAGGUCACACUUUAAACAGUAAAAACAGCUCAAGUCCUCUAAAUGUUGCUGAAACUGUUCGAAAUGUUUGGGCAAAUAAACAGCUGUUACCUAGUACUCCUAAAAAUAACCCCAAAACCGAUGUUUCGAGAAGAAAUAGUUUUAAUGCAAUUACAACUAAUACUAGUAAACAUAAAGCAGAACCGCACAUCCUUUCACCGCCAAGUAAAAUAAAAAAAAUUGAUGAUUAUUUCAAAAGUACUGCAACAUCUUUGAUAAAAGAUUUGUAUGGUAAAGAUUAUGAAAUCAAAGAAACUAAUGACAGAAGAUUGUCAGUUGUGGCUGUUAAUACAAAUUUAGUUGAUUGCCCUAUUUGUAAUAAUAAAUUUAGUACUGAGGAAAUAAAUAGACAUUUAGAUGAAUGCCUGAAUAAAGAGGUAAUCGAAAACAUUACAAACAAUAAUGGUACCAAACCUGUGAUAAAUAUUAAGUCUGAAAAAAAAUGUUCUGAUGAUUAUUGCAAUAAACAAAAACCUCUUGAUAUAAAAGAGGAAAGCAAUAAAGUACUGAUUGCUAACAUUAAGACUGACAUAAGUUCUAGUCCAGCUGAUUAUGAUAAAAAUUAUAAUAUCAAAAAUGAAAAAAUAGAUAAGACAGAUGUGCCCAAAAUUAAAAUUGAACCUAGUUCAAGUAGAAGUACAGAUACCAUUAUAAAUAUAAACGAACAACAAUGUCCUUGUUGUGGUGAAAUAGUUAGAAAAUCAAUAAAUGAACAUUUAGAGGAAUGUUUAGCCUUUUUUGAUAACAAUACCACAAAUCCUAUAGAAGGUGCUUCAACAAGUUUUGAAAAUCACACAAUUAUUAUUGAUGAUGAUGAUGAUAUUUUUGAUGAGAGUUUAACGUUAAAUGCUACAGGUACGAAAUCACCAUGUCCAUGUUGUUUAGAAAUGAUUGAGCAAGCUGAUAUGAACGAUCAUUUGGACUUAUGUUUGAGUUAAAUUACAUAAAUAAUAAUAGUCAAGGCCUUUGUUGUUGUAAUAGCAAAAUUCUAUGACACUGGCUUCCUACUGGUUUCAUACAUGUGAAUAAUUGCUAUGAAACAACAUGACACACGUGAUUGUCAUUUUUUGUUUACAGGACCUGUCAUGUGAUAAUAAUUAUGUUUAAUAUUUAUGAAUAAUUGUAUCUUUGUUAAGAAAUAUGUUAAUUUAUUUGAAGGAGUUAUGAUUAUGUUGUUUGAAUGUCUAUUAAAUUUCGUUUCUACUUUGAUUGAAAUAAA
Bicyclus anynana (squinting bush brown) is the source of this 2193-nucleotide messenger RNA. It is a transcript of the gene mh, whose product is annotated as DNA-dependent metalloprotease dvc-1. The coding region runs from base 131 to 1912 and encodes 593 amino acids. The record is from RefSeq and is a predicted model, not a curated record. Gene Ontology annotation, cellular component: nucleus. Gene Ontology annotation, molecular function: single-stranded DNA binding; metalloendopeptidase activity; polyubiquitin modification-dependent protein binding. Gene Ontology annotation, biological process: DNA repair. The transcript is spliced from 3 exons. NCBI's taxonomy places the organism in Eukaryota, Metazoa, Arthropoda, Insecta, Lepidoptera, Nymphalidae.